Messenger RNA from Eruca vesicaria subsp. sativa (arugula), 1131 nucleotides. NCBI's taxonomy places the organism in Eukaryota, Viridiplantae, Streptophyta, Magnoliopsida, Brassicales, Brassicaceae. The record is from the annotation of a GenBank genome assembly.
AUGGCGAGUGUGGCACGGGGAGAGAGCAGUAAUCCUUACGGCGGUGGAGGAGUAGGAACCAGAGGAAAGUUUCGGAAGCCUACAGCUCGUAGGCCUCAGAAAAGUCCGUAUGAUCGACCACUGACCUCUGUGAAGAACCCUAGACUAGGGAUCGGACAAGACAGAGGCUGGUUUUCGAAAUUGGUGGAUCCGGCUCAGAGGCUUAUUACGUAUAGUGCUCAUAAGCUCUUCACGUCUGUUUUCCGAAAACCUUUCGUCUCAGGUGAGACGCCUUUACAGUCAACGGAGCAGAAGCUUCCAGAAAGAGCAGAUGUAAUGCAAGAGACUAAGGUUGGAUAUAAGGAGAAUACUUCUGCUUUAUCCAUGAAGAAUGAUGUGAUUCGUGUACAAGAAGCUAAUGUAUCCGACAAUCUAAGCAAGGAUGGAUUUACAGAUCUUGAGAAAGUUUUGAUAGAGAAGACUUUUACAAGAUCUGAAAUUGACCGAUUAACUACCUUGCUACGUUCGAAAGCUUCUGAUUCAUCCACUGUAAAUGGUGAACAGAGAAAUGAAGCGAGUGUUGCAAGAUUUCCACCAUCACAUGAGAGGGAUAGGGCGCAUCCAUAUAAAGAAAUUAUGAAUUCCCUUGUUUCAACACCUCUUCGAAGUUCAAAGGCUUUCGAUGAGUGCAUUGCUUCUCCGGCACAGCUUGCAAAAGCCUACAUGAGUAGCAGAACUUCAGAAGUUACUCAUAUGUUGGCGUCACGUGGUCAAGCGUGUAGGGAAGAGUCUUUUUCCCUGAACAGAACCCCAUUUCCGUCAAAGUCACUGGCACCACAUCUUUCUGGAGAAAGACCACUGAAAAAUGGUUUAGUCACGCCAAGAUCUCGAGGAAGAUCUGCUGUUUAUAGCAUGGCUAUAACACCAUACUUUACGCCUCAGUCCACUGUUAAGAAUGGGUCUCUUUUCCAGGCAUCUCAAACCACAUGGAAAGAAAGCUUAGCUUCUGGUUCUAGAAAAGAGUUUCAAUCGGGUCUCAAACGGAGGAGCUCAGUCUUGGAUACUGAUAUAGGAUCUAUUGGCCCUGUUAGGAGAGUUCGCCAGAAAUCCAACCUCUCAUCUAGAAGCUUGGCUUUGCCCAUUUUCUGUUAA